AUGGCCACCCUUGUCCGGUCGCAAACGCCCGUGCAGGAUGCAUACGGUGCCACAAUGCAGCCCUCCGACCCCGUCAUGUCCAGUCGAGUUUACGGCACGCGAUCGGGCUCCCGGCCAAAUUCGUUCGUCGCCAGCACAUCCGGUUACAACGCUGCUCACAUGGCCGUCGGAGAACCCUCCUCACUUGCCCGCAACGGUCGCUUCCAUGAAGAUUUCGAUGCUCCCAGUCAGCGCGGCUCGAUUGUUCUCGAUGGUCCAUCCUCGGCAGGCAUGCAGCGUUCCUCGUCGCAAAUGUCCAGUCGUUCCGUGACCCCCACUCGAUCCGGUACCCUGAAAAAGAAGUCGUCGCUCAGCAAAAGAGGUAGUAUGCGUCGUAGUGGGAGCAAGAGAAGUUUGCGCGCAGGCAGUGUGCGCAGUCUAGUUCUGGGGGAUAAAGAGAAAUAUGGUGUCGACGGCGCGGAUGAUCAGAACAGCGCCUUCUAUAUCCCCAUCCCUACAGAUGGGACGCCAACUGAAGUCCUGGCGAAUCGCUUUCAGGCUUGGCGCAAGAUCCUCAAGGAUCUCAUCGUCUUUUUCCGGGAAGUCCAGAGAUCCUACGAGACCAGAGCAAAAAUAUUUCUAUCCGCGUCGAACGUCGUGAACAACACCGCAAUGCCUCCCACGUUCCUGAAAUCCGGAGGUCUGGGGGAUGCGACCGAGGUCUUGCGAAAUUUCUACCGCCAAGGACAUUUGGAAGCGAACAAAGCUGCAGAGGUGGAAAACGAGGUUGUCAACCAGUUGAUUGGUCUCCGAGGUGACCUGCAAAAGAAGACCAAAGAAAUCCGGACCCUCUCCGGGGAUUUUCGGAACUCCAUGGACAAGGAGGUCGAGGCCACCCGUAAGACUGUACGGCACCUGCACGAAUCACUAGGGUUGGUCGAUACCGACCCAUCAGCCACGUCGGGCAAGGGAGAUCCAUUCAUCGUCCGCCUGAGCGUCGAUAAGCAGAUUGAGAAGCAGAUUGAGGAAGAGAAUUAUCUGCACCGAGCGUUUUUGAACUUGGAAAGUUCAGGCCGAGAGUUAGAGUCCAUUGUAGUCAGUGAAAUUCAGAAGGCCUACAACGCAUAUGCCAGCAUUCUCAAGCGGGAAGCGGAUGAGACGUACGAUGCUGUGAACAAGCUGCGCACGGGUCCGAUUUCGAUGCCUCGCGAUCACGAAUGGAACUCAUUCAUUGCCAAUACCGAUGAACUAGUCGAUCCGCGAGUCCCUCUUCGCGAUGUGGAGAACAUCACGUACCCGGGCAAAGACCAUCCUGCUGCCGCAGAAGUUCGAUCGGGGAUGCUCGAGCGGAAGAGCAAGUACCUGAAGAGCUAUCAACCGGGCUGGUACGUGUUGUCACCGACCCAUCUUCAUGAAUUCAAGUCGGCGGAUCGCGUGGCGUGGCAGACCCCUGUAAUGUCCUUGUACCUUCCGGAGCAGAAGCUGGGCACGCACUCGCAACCUGACUCGACCUCGCAUAAAUUCAUGUUGAAGGGACGGCAGACGGGCACUAUGCAUCGGGGUCACUCGUGGGUAUUCCGCGCGGAGUCUCACGAGACCAUGAUGGCAUGGUACGAGGAUAUCGAGAGUCUGAUCUCCAAGACCGGCGAGGCUCGGAAUGCGUUUGUGAGACGGCACGUACGAACCGUGAGUGGCAAUAGCUAUCGGACUAGCAUUGACGGAGUGAUGGAUGAAGACGAAGCCGACCGAACCCCGUACUCUGCAGAAUCGGCUGUCUUACAUCAGGGACGACCGACGUCUCAACCCCGGGAGCCGGGAGGCCGUUUCCCCAGCGAUGUGCAGAUAGACCGCCAUUUACACGCCCCACUGUCUCCCUCGAGCGGAGAAAGUUCCGGUGAAAGAGACCUGUUGGCCGUCGCCGGAUCCUUCCACGACGGUGGACUUCCCUUGAACGCCGCCGGGCGUCCUCUAUCCGAUCCAGGGUUGGGAGCUGUAGAAGCAACCCAACCCGCGACAUCGAAUGACGGACUGUCACGGGGGACUCUCUUCGCACGACACGACAGUUCCUACGGUGGCUGGAUGCACCCUGCCGACGCAGCGGGCUUCCAGAGACAGCAACAGGUGCGACAAGCCUACGCCUCAUCCGAACCUCGAGAGACAGAGAGGUACGAUGGAGGCAAAGACGACACGCAUACAUUCCUCGUUUCCAGUUUAGGCUCGCGAGGCUCGCUGGAUUCAUCCGUGGUGCGACAGCGGAAUCGUGGCGAGAGUGCAUCGACGGCACCCACGACGACCAAUGUGACAGAUCACACGUACAAUACCGUUACCACAUCGAUCGACGAGGGACCCGAGCCCUCGAUUCCCAAGUCAGAGAGAGCCGCGGAUGGCGAUGGCGUGAAACACGUGCCUGUUGAUUCCAGUGUCGACGUCUCCUCGGCCAAGAGUGAGCCCGUAUCGAACGGGGCUCCUAAGCGUCCUCCGGUGCAGAGCAAGAACAGUGGAUUGUCGUCUCUGGAGUUGCGAAUUCCGGGUCAUUAUCCUCCGGCCAAUGUUUCAGCUUAG
Messenger RNA from Aspergillus tanneri, 2541 nucleotides. Its product is annotated as SLM1 family PH domain-containing protein. The coding region runs from base 1 to 2541 and encodes 846 amino acids. The transcript has 3 exons. The record is from RefSeq and is a predicted model, not a curated record. NCBI's taxonomy places the organism in Eukaryota, Fungi, Ascomycota, Eurotiomycetes, Eurotiales, Aspergillaceae.